Ictidomys tridecemlineatus (thirteen-lined ground squirrel) is the source of this 693-nucleotide messenger RNA. RefSeq names its product dynein light chain Tctex-type 2 (gene Dynlt2). Gene Ontology annotation, molecular function: dynein intermediate chain binding. The record is from RefSeq and is a predicted model, not a curated record. Gene Ontology annotation, biological process: microtubule-based movement. Gene Ontology annotation, cellular component: cytoplasm; cytoplasmic dynein complex. Lineage: Eukaryota; Metazoa; Chordata; Mammalia; Rodentia; Sciuridae.
CAGGCCCCGCCUUCCUGCGGAGCGGAGCGGAAUGGAGAAGCGAGGUCGAGGCGCGAAGCCAUCCACCAGCCCGGUCCCUCCUGCGCAGCCGUCGCCGGGCCCCCGGAGGGAUCGGAGGCCGAGCAUGUUCGAGAAGGAGGCAUAUGCCCAGAUCUUAAGAGAAAGACUAAGAGACUCUUUUCAUGAUGUUCAGUAUGUGGAACCGCCGUUCGAUGACUCUAUCGCUGAUAUAGGUAAAGAAUGGAAGAGUGCCCUGGCAAAGUUAAAGUUUGCUAAUUCAUAUAGAAUGGAGCCACUGAAGAAGUUCCAAGCUCAUUCAGUAGAAACCAAAGUCCAGCAAAUAUUGAUGGAACAUCUUAAAGAUGUCAAAUAUGAUGAUAAACUCUUCUCUCAUUUGUCACUUGAAUUGUCAGACCGAAUACUAUCAGCAGUCAAAGAAUUUGGGUAUCACCGUUAUAAGUUCAUUAUAAAAGUAUUAUUCAUUCAAAAGACUGGUCAAGCAAUAAACAUUGCAAGCAGAUGGAUCUGGGAUGUUGCUUGGGACAGCUGGGUAGAAGCGAAACACGAGACGGAGUCUUAUGUGGCAUUGGCCUUGGUAUUUGCUCUUUAUUGUGAAUAGCUCCUUACAUGUACAAAAAACAGUAUUCUCCUCCAACUUUUCAAAAAUAAAUGUGUACAUUUUUGAUCCUCAUA